AUGUCGGAGCGGGCAGCUGAGCGGAGACCGUCGGAGGGGCGGCGGGGGCCUCCCGUGCCGGAUGGCGGGUUCGGCUGGGCCGUGUGCCUGGCGUCCAUGUGGACUAACGGGACCAUCUUCGGCCUCCUCAACACUUCCGGGGUUCUGUUUGUAUCUCUUCUUGAAUCCUUUCCUGGAUCAGAUGCUUUCCAGACAGCGUGGGUGGGCUCCACCGCUAUAGGAGUGACGUUUUUCUGCUCAACUCUAGCCAGCGUGCUGACCGACCAGUUCGGCUGCCGACCCACCGCCAUCGCCGGGGGAGUAGUGGCGUUUGUCGGAAUGCUAUCCAGCUCCGCCGUCACCCAUCUCCAGCAGCUGUACCUCACAUACGGUGUCCUGGUGGGGCUGGGUUCAUCACUCGCCUACACCCCCUCGUUGGUCAUCCUAGGCCACUACUUCCAGAAACGCAUGGGGUUAGUCAACGGACUGGUGACAUUCGGGAGCAGCCUCUUCACUAUGGUCCUCCCGAUUGUUCUGAAAUUCAUGCUGAGAAAAAUUGGACUUUUCCCAACGUUUCGUGUCCUCAGUGGCCUGGUUGCGACGCUGGUACUAUGCGGUUGCGUGUACACGCCUUUGAUCGAGAAGCAACGACCUCGGGCGGUAGGGGAUGGAACUGCACCAGUCAACGACAGAAAAAGAACAUUCGUGGAGAAGAUCAAAAAGCACCUGAAUUUGGGAAUAUGGCGGAACAGAAGAUACGUUAUUUGGGCCAUCGGUGUGCCAUUUGCUCUCUUUGGCUACUUUGUGCCAUACGUACAUAUAGUAAACUACGUCCGUCAUGUCAUGCCCCGAGCGAACGGAGCGGCCUUGGUGACGUACAUGGGCGCGGCGUCGGGAGUCGGUCGGCUGGUGUUCGGGAAAGUGUCGGACUUCGCUUGUGUCAACAGAAUCAUGCUGCAACAACUCUCCUUCCUCAUGAUAGGUAUUGUAACUACCCUACUGCCCGUGUUACGACACUACUACGCCCUGGUGUGCGCGGUUCUGGUUCUCGGUAUCUUCGACGGUUGCUUCGUGGCGCUGAUAGGACCGAUCGCCUUCGACCUGGUCGGACCGGAGGACGCUUCCCAGGCCAUCGGCUUCCUCUUGGGGCUGGCGUCCGUACCUCUGACGGUGGGACCUCCCCUGGCAGGAUGGAUCUACGAUUACACUGGAUCCUACAACGCCGCGUUUUUCUACUCAGGCGCGCCUCCCAUCAUCGGCACCUGCAUUCUGUUCCUCGUCUCUCUGGGCAGGUUUUCAGCGGAGGAGAACGUAGAAAAACAGUUUCCCUUCCUUACAGAAGAGAGCGCACCUUUCCACGAGAAAAUCUUCGUGACAGACGAAGGCCCCAUAUGCUGGCGGUUUCAGCCACAAAACAAAUGCACUACAUGCGUGACUAACGAACAUUACCGUAUUUACACCGUGGGCCAACCCAACCUGCAUCACACUCACAGACGUACCCACCAACACACAGACCGUGUACACAUGGCCAGUAGCAGUAAGCUUCAGGAGUCCCAGAAAGACAAAAAAAAUCGUAUCAAAUCAAUGUUUGAUUCCGGCACACAGGUCACAUGAAGCACGCAGUAGUAAAGCUGAAGGAUAAACAUAAACAUCCCAAAACACAUACUAGUAUCACUCCAGUAUCCACUUUAACAUUAAUUUUUGGUUACUUGCUUCCACUGAAAUAUUGGACAUCGCAAAACGUUUGAAUAAAACGAUUGAAAACCGUGUAAUCAAAUCAAGAUCUAAAGUUUAGAAAAUGAGACGGACAG
Branchiostoma belcheri (Belcher's lancelet) is the source of this 1790-nucleotide messenger RNA. RefSeq names its product monocarboxylate transporter 10-like. Gene Ontology annotation, biological process: transmembrane transport. Bases 1 to 1593 code for a protein of 530 amino acids. Gene Ontology annotation, molecular function: monocarboxylic acid transmembrane transporter activity. The record is from RefSeq and is a predicted model, not a curated record. The transcript has 7 exons. NCBI's taxonomy places the organism in Eukaryota, Metazoa, Chordata, Leptocardii, Amphioxiformes, Branchiostomatidae.